AUCGGCAGCCGCGCGCGGCGGGGAGGUUGCAGCGGCAGCGAGAGUAGCAGCGGCCGCGCCGCCGCCGCCGCCCUGCCGUGAGGAUCAUGGACAGCAAGCCCCUCCUGCACGACAGACCGCCCGCCUACAGCCCCGCGGGCCAGGCGGCCAGCGGCUACGACUACGGGCCCCGCGGCUACGGGGCCAUCCCCGCGCCCCAGGCGGGCUUCCAGCCGCCGCCCCCCUACGCGUAUCCGGUCGGUCCUGGCGCAGGAUAUGCUGUUCCUUCGGGCCCACCUCCGCAGAACUAUCCCAACACCACGUAUACCAUCAUUCAGCAGCCGCCCACCACCACGACGUCUGUCGUCGUCGUUGGAGGCUGCCCGGCCUGCAGAGUUGGCGUAUUGGAAGACACCUUCACCUGCCUGGGAGUCUUUUGUGCCAUCGCAUUUUUUCCUAUUGGAAUACUCUUCUGUCUUGCGUUGCGGCAGCGAAGAUGCCCAAACUGCGGUGCAACAUUUGGCUAAGGGAUAAAUGCACAUGGGCUUCGGGAAGCUUGUAACGACCGACGAUCCUAGUCCCCUUUUUCUAAUGUAAAUGUCAUGUACAAUCACGGUUAUGCUUCAGAGCUGAUUUUGUACAAGUGCGAUGACAUUAGUCCGUCUCUCUCUUGCAUGUAAAACUGAUCUAUGAGCAUGUCUGUUAUAAGACACGGAUCCCACCUGGCUUUGUGUCUUCAACGCACCUUUUUGGAAAUUAAAAAUAAAGCGCUUUUUGCAACUUCA
Molecule: messenger RNA, 764 nt
Organism: Varanus komodoensis (Komodo dragon)
Lineage: Eukaryota; Metazoa; Chordata; Lepidosauria; Squamata; Varanidae
Gene: BRI3
Product: brain protein I3
Exons: 3
Coding region: 87-506 (139 amino acids)
Source: RefSeq, a predicted model, not a curated record